AUGGAUCCUUUCUCCUACAAUCAACCUCUAAAAUCAGAGUGCCUCAUGGAGCCUCCACAAACAAACAGUACUGGAAAAGAAUUCCAAGAAUUGAAGAUCAAAGAAGAUGUAGGAAACAGAAAAGUACUAGAAAGAGUUUAUCUUCUAAAAGGGAACAUACACAGCAUAUCUGCUUGGGUAAAGUUGAGAAAUGAGUAUCAAAGAACAGUCAGAAUAACUUUGAGAGGAAAGAAUAUCAGAAACCUUCAUGGAGGUCAAGUUAUGGCGAGAAAAGGAUGCUGGUCUUUGCUUAAAGGCAGUUUCAUCGUCGAUGUCUCGGUCUUUGUCGACAUUUUCUUCAAGAGCGAUGGCUUAGCUGACGCAGAGAUAUCUGUACAAAAUGUGAGGCUGAAACGGUUCAAUAAAACUCAGUGGAGGCUACAACAAGACCAAGCCAUUGAAAAAACGCAGAUUCGGAAGAACAAAGUGAGAUUUGAGUUGAAAUCUUGGAGAGUGAUAGCUAGAGAAUGGUUCGUGUCGCGGUUUAGACUAACUUCCUUCACCAAUGAAAUGAAAUGGUAUACAAAUGAGCCAGUGAGAGGCCAAGAGAACUAUGAUCAGGCUGAUUCAAUUAUGAAGAUUGCGGAGGAAAACAAGAUUCUAGUCAAAGGACAUACGGUCUUGUGGGAUAACAAGAAUUGGCAGCCAAGUUGGGUAAAGAUGAUAGAGGAUCCUGAAGAACUCAAGAAUGUGACACUCAACAGGAUCAACUCGGUUAUGAAUAGAUAUAAAGGGAGAUUGAUAGGAUGGGAUGUGAUGAAUGAGAAUGUGCAUUUCAGAUACUUUGAGGACAUGCUUGGUGUAAACGCUUCAGCUAUGAUCUAUUCCUUGGCCUCCAAGCUUGAUCCUGAUUUACCGUUGUUCGUGAAUGAGUUCAACACAAUUGAGUAUGCUCGAGAAGGAGUUGGGAGCUCAAUUAACGUGAAGAGGAAGAUGGAAGAGAUUGUUUUAUACCCUGGAAACACAAAUAUCAAAGGAGGAAUUGGGGCACAAGCUCACUUUGCUCCGGCACAGCCUAACUUGGUUUAUAUGAGAUCCGCAUUAGAUACGUUAGGCUAUUCGGGUUUUCCGGUUUGGCUCACGGAGGUUGAUAUGCCCAAAUGCCCUGAUCAGGCUACAUACAUGGAGGAGAUACUGAGGGAAGCUUAUUCGCACCCUGCGGUCAAAGGCAUAAUAUUAUAUGCAGGGCCUGAGGUUUCUGGUUUCAACAAGUUAACGCUUGCCGACAAAGAUUUCAAGAACACAGAAACAGGGGAUCUCAUUGACAAGUUGCUCAAAGAGUGGCAACAAGAACCUGAAGAGAUUUCUAUCCAGUACGAUGAACAUAAUGAUGAAGAAGAAGAAGGUGGUCAAAUAAUUGGGUUUUCACCAGAGAUUUCACUGCUCCAUGGACAUUACACAGUGACUGUAACUAAUCCAUCGAUGAAGAAUUUUUCCACCAGCUUCAGCUUCGAGGUAACUAAAGAGAUGGGUCAUCUUCAAGUGGCUCAACUUGAAAUUGAUGCUUAA
Molecule: messenger RNA, 1548 nt
Organism: Thlaspi arvense
Lineage: Eukaryota; Viridiplantae; Streptophyta; Magnoliopsida; Brassicales; Brassicaceae
Source: the annotation of a GenBank genome assembly